AUGCAUAUCCUCUCUGAGCCAGAUGUGACCCGUGUCUUCCGGGGUUUAACACAAAAGCAAUGCCACGAAUUUAUCAGCGCCCUUGGUAACGCACUCACAGUAUACUCUGCUGAAUCCAAACCGACAAUCCCAGCAUCAGAGAAAUUGAUCCAUCAACCCCUUCGCACGGUCUUCGCAACCAGGGACAACAACUCCUGUAUUUUCAUGCCGAUCUCCGACACUGCCAGUACAGCCGUUAAAGUCGUUACGGUUGGAAGGAAUGGAAUCCAGGGAACGAUCAAUGUCUUCUCCCCUGAAGGCCGAUUACUUGGUCUUCUCGCUGCAUCAGAAGUAACAGCGUUCCGCACAGCGCUAGCAACCAUGAUCCUUUUCGUACGCUGCAGCAGUCUUCACAAAGAGAACAUCCUCAUCAUUGGUUCAGGCCGUCAAGCCGAAUGGCACGCUCGUCUUGCAUUAUUACUUUACCCCGAUCUCAUCCGCCGCGUCACGUUCAUUAACCGUGGUCGCCAACGAUUGGACGAAAUGGAGGGCGAUGUAUUGAUUGACCUACGGAAACGCUACCCUCAAAUCACAUUCAGCACAUUUGCCAAAGAAGGAGCUGCGGAUUAUGAGGACCGGCUUCUGCAAGAAUUACAGGCCUCUGAUGUGAUUUUCAGCUGCACGCCAUCUACCGAGCCUAACUUUAGCUUUUCGGCCCUACAGUCAGCACCUAAGCAACGCUUUAUCUCACUUAUUGGAUCUUAUAAGCCACAUAUGCAUGAGAUUGAUACGGAGACUCUACUUUCGGGUGGAGGAAAAAUCUAUGUGGAUUCUAAAUCGGCUUGCUUGGAAGAGUCGGGCGAAUUGAUCACGGCAGGCAUUACUGAAGACCAGCUUUUGGAGAUGGGGGAUAUUCUUGGGGCACAAGGGUCAUCGGAUACAAUUGAGAUUCCGACUGAUUGUAAUGUGAUUUUUAAAUGCGUGGGAAUGGGGUUAAUGGAUCUUCUAGUUGGGAAGAAGUUGCUUGAUAUUGGAAAGGAGGAAGGUCUGGGGACAAAUGUUGAUGGGUUUUAG
Molecule: messenger RNA, 1053 nt
Organism: Penicillium malachiteum
Lineage: Eukaryota; Fungi; Ascomycota; Eurotiomycetes; Eurotiales; Aspergillaceae
Product: putative proline utilization protein PrnX
Exons: 1
Coding region: 1-1053 (350 amino acids)
Cellular component (GO): cytoplasm
Source: RefSeq, a predicted model, not a curated record